AUGGCCCAGUUCCAAUGGGACCAGGUCCUCGGACUGACUUUGAUGGUCUGCGGCAUCAUCCAGUUUCCACGAAUCUGCUUCUGUCUGGCAAUGUCUUGGUUGUCCUGGAAGACCGUCGUUGUGUGGUAUGCUGUGCUAGGCAUAUACCCAUUCUUGGAGAACAUUGCGGGACCAUUAACGAGGGCGCUACUGUUGGACCAAUGGAAGACUGGGUAG
This is a messenger RNA of Colletotrichum aenigma, 216 nucleotides long. RefSeq lists its product as uncharacterized. The transcript has 2 exons. NCBI's taxonomy places the organism in Eukaryota, Fungi, Ascomycota, Sordariomycetes, Glomerellales, Glomerellaceae. The record is from RefSeq and is a predicted model, not a curated record. The coding region runs from base 1 to 216 and encodes 71 amino acids.